CCGUCUGGGGAAGCGAUCGCACCGACGAACCUCAGGCCUCGCGUCUAGCGGGGAGAAAGCGGCUCGCUCGAAGCCGGAGGGGGAGACUUGACUGGCCAACAGACCCCAGCUGGAUACCCCAGCCUUACUCACAGGAGCAGGUGUACUGAAUCUCCAAAUCCUUACUGCUCCUGGCAUUGCAUCAAUGCUGGGAGUGCAGAACUUUUACAACUGCUGCUCUGACUUCUCCCACCUCUGCAGAUUUCUGGUAUACUUUCAUUGGAGGUUCUGGGUAGGUGGAAACCAGACUGACCCCAAUUUUGCCUUUUUAUAGUGGGUGGGACCAAAGUAGGAGCCGCCAAGAGAUAUAGCUGGGAGACUUGUGGGCUCCUGUUUUAAGUGGGGAAGAAGUGUCCUCAGUUGCCAUGGAGACAAGCCAGGGAGAAAGAGAGACUGACUCAAGGGAUCCCAUUGAAAGUAUAUACCCUGGACCUUUGGUGUUUACCGGCUCUUCAGAAGAGGAUGUGGCUUUGGCCAAACAGUUCUGGGUUUCAGCAACCAUGCAUCCACAUCCUGAGUCUCAGUUAGUGUCAAGCGGCACCCAGCAGCGAUUGCCUGUAGCUCGAACUACUGGGCCCACUGUGGCUGAAAGAAAUUUAAACACUGAGGAUUUCAAGACUGAACAGCUCUUUGAAAAAACCAGAAAAGCUCAGGAAACUGAGGAAAAAGAAAAGUACCUCCAAAAGGCCAAGAAAAGAGAAGAGAUUCUUGAUCUGUUAAGAAAACAAAGAGAAGAAAGAAUAGAAGUGAGAUUGAUACUGAAAAAUAAAGAAUUGGUUUCUCUUGUUCAUAAGCCAAAGGUCCAAGUACCCCCAAAAAAGAAAGUACUCAUAAAAUCAGAAAGAAUGGAUCAAGAAGAAGUGAAGAUAGUGAGUCAGCUUAAUUGAUGAUGAAGGAAACUAAUUUCACUUCUGAAAUUGCCCCCUACCACAUUUUAGCACCUGUUAGGUUCUUUUUUGUUAUUCUAGGUUAAAAGGUCAGUGGAAUAAAUUUACAAAUUUUCAAGAGAA
Messenger RNA from Antechinus flavipes (yellow-footed antechinus), 1049 nucleotides. RefSeq names its product HOATZ cilia and flagella associated protein (gene HOATZ). The transcript has 7 exons. The coding region runs from base 405 to 926 and encodes 173 amino acids. NCBI's taxonomy places the organism in Eukaryota, Metazoa, Chordata, Mammalia, Dasyuromorphia, Dasyuridae. The record is from RefSeq and is a predicted model, not a curated record. Gene Ontology annotation, biological process: cilium assembly.